Molecule: messenger RNA, 7112 nt
Organism: Echinops telfairi (small Madagascar hedgehog)
Lineage: Eukaryota; Metazoa; Chordata; Mammalia; Afrosoricida; Tenrecidae
Gene: MYOF
Product: myoferlin
Exons: 55
Coding region: 333-6575 (2080 amino acids)
Biological process (GO): plasma membrane organization
Cellular component (GO): membrane
Source: RefSeq, a predicted model, not a curated record
CCUGCCCACCUAGUUCAAGACUUCCCCAAUCCCGCGGGGUGGCAAUUGGUUGCACAGAAUUUUUUUUUUUUUUCCCUUUUUCUCCUCCCCCUCUCCUUUUCACUUCCACAUUUCCCGAAUGCCGGAGUCCGUGCUGGUGGCGUAGGCAGCGCAGCCUCCGGGAGCUGGGCUAUCAGUUUACACCCGGCCCUCGGUAAAUAAUCCGUCUGAGAGCCACCCGGUGGCUCGCCCUCUACGCGCCCCGCUCCCGGACUCCUCUCCUUUGCAGCCUGAGCCUGCGCACCAGCCUUCGGAAUCUUGGUUUGCAACGUGCUGCCUGCCAAUGAACAGCCAUGCUCCGGGUGAUUGUAGAAUCGGCCACUAAUGUCCCCAAAACGAAAUUUGGGAAACCGGAUCCCAUUGUUUCUGUUAUUUUUAAGGAUGAGAAAAAGAAAACCAAGAAAGUUGAUAAUGAGCUCAACCCUGUCUGGAAUGAGAUUUUGGAGUUUGACUUGAGGGGUGUGCCGCUGGACAUUUCAUCUUCCCUGGGGAUUAUCGUGAAAGAUUUUGAGACAAUUGGACAAAAUAAGUUAAUUGGCACAGCAACGGUAUCCCUGAAGGACUUGAUUGGCGACCAGAGCAGAUCGCUGCCCUACAAACUCACCCCCUUGCUAAAUGAAAGGGGGCACGAGACGGGGGCCACCAUUGACUUAGUGAUCGGCUAUGAUCCACCUUCAGCGCCACAUCCCAAUGACCCAAGCGGGACCAGCUUGCCAGGCGUGGGAGGAGAGGAGGAAGAAGAUGAAGGGGGCGAGGACAGGUUGGAUGGCACCAUCAGAGGGCCUGGGCCUAGGAUGCCCACCGGGGUAGGAUCAGAAGCUCAUCUUGCUCAGAGACUCACCAAAGGAAGGAAUAGCCGGCGGAUGCUGUCUAACAAGCCACAGGACUUCCAGAUCCGAGUCAGAGUGAUUGAGGGCCGGCAGUUAAGUGGCAACAACAUCAAGCCUGUAGUCAAAGUCCACGUCUGUGGCCAGACACACCGAACAAGAAUCAAGAGAGGGAACAACCCAUUUUUUGAUGAGUUAUUUUUCUACAACAUCCACAUGCUGCCUUCUGAAUUGAUGGAUGAAAUCAUCAGCGUCCGGGUUUAUAAUUCCCAUUCCUUGCGGGCAGAUUGUCUGAUGGGGGAAUUUAAGAUUGAUAUUGGAUUCGUUUAUGAUGAACCUGGUCAUGCAGUCAUGAGAAAAUGGUUGCUUCUCAAUGAUCCAGAAGAUACCAGCUCAGGUGCUAAAGGUUACAUGAAAGUCAGCAUGUUCGUCCUGGGAACCGGAGAUGAACCUCCCCCGGAGAAACGGGAUCGUGAUACCGACAGUGACGACGUGGAGAGUAAUUUGUUACUCCCUGCCGGCAUCGCCCUCCGGUGGGUGACCUUCUUACUGAAAAUCUACCGAGCUGAGGACAUUCCCCAGAUGGACGACGCCUUCUCACAGACAGUAAAGGAGAUCUUCGGAGGCAAUGCUGAUAAGAAAAAUCUAGUGGAUCCCUUUGUUGAAGUUUCUUUUGCUGGGAAAAAGGUCUGCACAAAUAUCAUUGAGAAAAAUGCAAAUCCAGAAUGGAAUCAAGUUGUUAAUCUUCAGAUCAAGUUUCCUUCAGUGUGUGAAAAAAUAAAACUAACUAUAUAUGACUGGGACCGUCUGACCAAAAACGAUGUCAUUGGAACCACGUACUUGCACCUCUCUAAAAUUGCUGCCUCUGGUGGGGAAGUAGAAGAUUUCUCAUCUUCGGGAACGGGGGCUGCAUCAUACACAGCAAAUACAGGUGAAACAGAGGUGGGGUUUGUUCCCACAUUCGGACCUUGUUAUCUGAACCUUUAUGGAAGCCCCAGAGAAUACACAGGAUUUCCAGACCCUUAUGAUGAACUAAAUACUGGAAAGGGGGAAGGAGUUGCCUACAGAGGCAGGAUCUUGGUUGAAUUAAGCACUUUUCUUGAAAAGACGCCGCCAGAUAAAAAGCUUGUACCCAUUUCAAAUGAUGACCUGCUGGUUGUGGAGAAAUAUCAACGAAGGCGGAAGUAUUGCCUCUCCGCCGUGUUCCAUUCUGCCACCAUGUUGCAAGAUGUUGGCGAGGCCAUUCAGUUUGAAGUCAGCAUCGGGAACUACGGCAACAAGUUUGACACGACUUGUAAGCCUUUGGCGUCAACGACUCAGUACAGCCGCGCCAUAUUUGAUGGGAACUACUACUACUACUUGUCGUGGGCCCACACGAAGCCAGUUGUCACCCUGACUUCCUACUGGGAGGAUAUUAGCCAUCGCCUGGAUGCAGUCAACAUGCUCCUGCUUAUGGUGGACCGGCUGCAAUCAAACAUCGAGGCUCUAAAAUCAGGACUGCAAAGUAAAAUUCCUGCGAACCAGCUGGCCGAGGUGUGGUGGAAGCUGAUAGAUGAAGUUAUAGAAGACACCAGAUACACUUUGCCUCUCGCAGAAGGAAAACCUAACAUCACAGUCCUCGAUACUCAGAUCCAGAAGCUGCGGUGCAGGUCUCUCUCCCAGAUACACGCGGCAGCCGUGAGGAUGAGGUCUGGAGACACAGACGUGAAAUCGGCCUUGAGUGAAGUGGAGGACUGGCUUCAUAAGUUAAUGCAACUGUCUGAAGAGCCCCAAAACAGCAUGCCUGACAUCAUCAUCUGGAUGAUCCGGGGAGAGAAAAGACUGGCCUACGCGCGCAUCCCGGCCCACCGGGUCCUCUAUUCCACCGGCGGUGAGAGCGCUUCUGGCAAACACUGUGGGAAAACCCAGACCAUCUUCCUGAAGUACCCACAGGAGAAAAGCAACGGGCCCCGGGUGCCCGUGGAGCUGCGCGUGAACAUCUGGCUGGGCUUAAGUACUGUGGAGAAGAAGUUUAAUAGCUUCGCGGAAGGAACGUUCACCGUCUUUGCUGAAAUGUAUGAAAAUCAAGCGCUCAUGUUUGGAAAAUGGGGCACUUCUGGACUGGUGGGUCGUCACAAGUUUUCUGAUGUCACAGGAAAAAUAAAGCUCAAGAGGGAAUUCUUCCUGCCUCCAAAAGGCUGGGAAUGGGAAGGAGACUGGAUAGUUGAUCCUGAAAGAAGCCUGCUGACCGAGGCGGACGCCGGUCACACGGAGUUCACCGAUGAAGUGUAUCAGAACGAGAGCCGCUACCCCGGGGGCGAGUGGAAGCUGGCGGAGGUCCCCUACACGGACACGAACGGUGAUAAAGCAGUGUCACCCAGCGAGUUGACUUGCCCUCCGGGUUGGGAAUGGGAAGACGAUGCAUGGACUUAUGACAUAAAUCGCGCGGUGGACGAGAAAGGUUGGGAGUAUGGAAUCACCAUCCCUCCUGAUAACAAGCCCAAAUCCUGGGUGGCAGCAGAGAAAAUGUACCACACUCACCGACGGCGAAGGCUGAUCCGAAAACGCAAGAAAGAUUUGACCCAAAAUGCUUCAAGUACUGCCAGGGCCAUGGAAGAACUGGAAGACCGGGAGGGCUGGGAAUAUGCUUCUUUAAUAGGCUGGAAAUUUCACUGGAAACAACGUAGUUCAGAUACCUUUCGCCGCAGACGUUGGAGGAGAAAAAUGGCUCCUUCCGAGACGCACGGGGCAGCUGCCAUCUUUAAACUUGAAGGUGCCCUUGGCACAGACACCACGGAGGAUGCAGAGGAGAAGAGCGGGGAGAAGCCCAAGCACAGCGCCACCACAGUGUUCGGUGCUAACACGCCCAUCAUCUCCUGUAACUUUGACCGAGUCUACCUUUACCACCUGCGCUGCUACGUCUACCAAGCCAGAAACCUCAUUGCUUUGGACAAGGACAGCUUUUCAGAUCCUUAUGCUCACGUCUCCUUCCUCCAUCGAAGCAAAACAACUGAGAUCAUCCACUCAACCUUGAAUCCCACGUGGGACCAGACGAUUAUCUUUGAUGAGAUUGAAAUCUACGGGGAGCCCCACACCGUCCUACAGAACCCACCCAAGGUGACCAUGGAACUGUUUGACAAUGACCAAGUGGGCAAAGAUGAAUUUUUAGGAAGGAGUAUUUUCUCUCCUCUGGUGAAAUUAAACUCAGAAAUGGACAUCACGCCCAAACUGCUCUGGCACCCCGUGAUGAAUGGGGACAAGGCCUGUGGGGACGUCCUUGUAACUGCAGAGUUGAUUCUGAGAGACAAGGAUGGCUCCAACCUUCCCAUUCUUCCCUCACAGAGGGCCCCGAAUCUGUACAUGGUCCCCCAGGGGAUCAGGCCUGUGGUUCAGCUCACCGCGAUUGAGAUUCUAGCUUGGGGCUUAAGAAACAUGAAGAACUUCCAGAUGGCUUCCAUCACGUCCCCCAGUCUGGUGGUGGAGUGUGGAGGAGAAAGGGUGGAAUCCGUGGUGAUCAAAAACCUGAAGAAGACGCCCAACUUUCCCAGUUCUGUCCUCUUCAUGAAAGUGUUCCUGCCCAAGGAGGAGUUGUACAUGCCACCCCUGGUGAUCAAGGUCAUCGACCACAGGCAGUUUGGGCGGAAGCCCGUCGUUGGCCAGUGUACCAUUGACCACCUGGACCGCUUUCGCUGUGACCCCUACGCAGCCAAGGAGGACAUUGUCCCGAGGCUAAAAGCCUCCCUUAUGUCCGCCCCACCUUGCCGGGAUGUCAUCAUUGAAGUGGAAGACACUAAGCCACUGCUGGCUUCUAAGUGCUUAAGCAGUAUGUCUACAGCACUCAGCAAAAUGGCCUCUCCAACAACAGUGCAUCUGACAGAAAAGGAGGAAGAAAUCGUUGACUGGUGGAGUAAAUUUUAUGCUUCCACAGGGGAACAUGAAAAAUGUGGACAAUAUAUUCAGAAAGGCUAUUCCAAACUCAAGAUCUACGAUUGUGAACUAGAGAAGGUCAUGGAAUUUGAGGGCCUGACCGACUUCUCAGAUACGUUCAAGCUGUACCGAGGCAAAUCCGACGAGAGCGAUGAUCCUUCUGUGGUUGGAGAGUUUAAGGGCUCCUUCCGUGUCUACCCGCUGCCGGAUGACCCCAGCGUGCCGGCCCCGCCCCGGCAGUUUCGGGAAUUACCUGACAGCGUCCCGCAGGAAUGCACAGUUAGGAUUUACAUUGUUCGAGGCUUAGCGCUCCAACCCCAGGACAACAAUGGCCUGUGCGACCCCUACAUAAAAAUAACACUGGGCAGAAAAGUCAUUGAGGAUCGGGACCACUACGUCCCCAACACUCUCAACCCAGUUUUCGGAAGAAUGUACGAACUGACCUGCUACUUACCGCAAGAAAAAGACCUGAAGAUUUCCGUCUAUGACUAUGAUACCUUCACCCGGGAUGAAAAAGUGGGAGAGACAACUAUUGAUCUGGAAAAUCGGUUCCUUUCCCGCUUCGGGUCCCACUGCGGUAUACCUGAGCAGUAUUGUAGUUCUGGAGUUAACACCUGGCGAGAUCAGUUGAAACCAACACAGUUACUUCAAAAUGUAGCCAGAUUCAAAGGCUUCCCCCCACCCGUCCUUUCUGAAGAUGGAAGUAGAAUCAGAUAUGGAGGACGAGAUUACAGCUUAGAUGAAUUUGAAGCCAACAAAAUUCUGCACCGGCACCUGGGGGCCCCCGAGGAGCGCCUUGCUCUCCACAUCCUCCGGACCCAGGGGCUGGUCCCGGAACACGUGGAAACAAGGACUCUACACAGCACCUUCCAGCCCAGUAUCUCGCAGGGAAGACUUCAGAUGUGGGUGGAUGUUUUCCCCAAGAGUCUGGGGCCGCCGGGGCCGCCUUUCAACAUCACACCCCGAAAAGCCAAGAAAUACUACCUGCGCGUGGUCAUCUGGAACACCAAGGACGUUGUCUUGGACGAGAAAAGCAUCACGGGAGAGGAAAUGAGUGACAUCUAUGUCAAAGGCUGGAUUCCUGGCAAUGAAGAAAACAAACAGAAAACAGAUGUCCACUACAGGUCCUUGGAUGGUGAAGGGAAUUUUAACUGGAGAUUCGUUUUCCCCUUUGACUACCUCCCAGCCGAACAACUCUGCCUUGUUGCGAAAAAAGAGCAUUUCUGGAGUAUCGACCAAACUGAAUUUCGGAUGCCACCCCGACUGAUCAUUCAGAUAUGGGACAAUGACAAGUUUUCUCUGGAUGACUACUUGGGUUUCCUGGAACUUGAUUUGCAUCGCACCAUCGUUCCAGCAAAAUCAUCAGAGAAAUGCCAUUUGGACAUGAUUCCGGAUCUCAGAGCCAUGGACCCCCUUAAAGCUAAGACAGCCUCGCUCUUUGAGCAGAAGUCCAUGCGAGGAUGGUGGCCAUGUUACGCAGAUAAAGAUGGCUCCCGAGUGAUGGCUGGGAAAGUGGAGAUGACGUUGGAAAUCCUCAACGACAAGGAGGCCGACGAGAGGCCAGCCGGGAAGGGACGAGAUGAACCCAACAUGAACCCCAAGCUAGACCCACCAAACCGACCAGAGACCUCCUUCCUUUGGUUCACCAACCCGUGUAAGACCAUGAAGUUCAUCGUGUGGCGGCGGUUUAAGUGGGUCAUCAUCGGCCUGCUGAUCCUGUUGAUCCUGCUGCUCUUCUUGGCUGUGCUCCUGUACUCCUUACCGAAUUAUCUGUCGAUGAAGAUUGUGAGACCAAAUGCGUAAGAACAGCAAAGGCGUCUCUUCGAGAGUCACCCAGCAGGGAAGGACGCCUGGGCUCAAAUCCAGUGUGAUGUUGUCUGCGUCUGAGACCGUGGACACGUGGCACACGACACUACUUCACCAGGGCCCGUCAGCUCUCACAGAGCCCAGUCCUGCCAAGCUGGGCUGACAAGCAACAUUUUCUUCUUAUUAUUGUUGCUUUGUUUUUGGCUUUUUUGGAAUAUUAAAAGCUCUAUAUUUUCUAAAGUUUCAACCAUAUUUUUCAGAACCUUUUCAAGGUGGCUGGUUCCACAUGUGAAACAUCUGUUUAUGUGCCAUUAGUACUAGAAUUCCAUCUUUUUUGAAACCACUGAUAUGGACUUGAAAUUCUCCGCACCUUAACUUCCUACUUUGCUUAUUUGUAGCCAACCCAAAGGACUGUGCAUUAUAAAAGCAGAAGACUGAGAACAAUUCCUAUUUAUGCCUACAACCGUCAUUAUAUUUUAUAAGGAUAAACUUCAUGAGUGGAGUGAACCCCAAUAAAAAAUGCUCCCACUCUGA